AUGUCUUCGUUUACCAACUUAUACUGCAGCAUGGACGACGCUGGAAAAUCGGCAUUGGGUGAGCUAGGCGCUGCCAUGGGUGUUCAAGGUCCUGUUGACGUCGCUCUAGCAAACGCUGUACGAGCCCAAAGUUUACAGAUUAACCCUGACGAGCACUACCAGAUGAGCUGUUUGCUGUUAGUAGCUAUAGCGAUUAGCCUACCAAAGCUCGCUCUUAUUGAGACAGCAACAUAUAAACCUAGUCUGCGUGCAAGUUUGAAUAACACUCACUGCAUUCCACUGGCUGUGAACACGAUUGCGGGAGCGUUGUUUCAUCACCAUGGGCGAGGUGACACACAUUUGAGAAUGAAGGAAUUCCUCGCGCUGGCGUCAAGUAGCGUGUUGCGAGCAGCUCAGGAGUUGGAUGGACGGCAGGACACUGUGAGCAAUCAAGCUACGCUCUACAUUCUUCUUGAGCAGUUCGUGAGCAAAUGUCGUUGGCUAUCAAUGGACGUGCUAGAGGCUUGCUUCCCGUACAAUCUUGUGAGGACAGCCUAUCAGCACUGCUAUCAACAAGAGGCUGACACAUUUCAGUAA
Molecule: messenger RNA, 576 nt
Organism: Ostertagia ostertagi
Lineage: Eukaryota; Metazoa; Nematoda; Chromadorea; Rhabditida; Trichostrongylidae
Source: the annotation of a GenBank genome assembly